Messenger RNA from Meloidogyne enterolobii, 508 nucleotides. The record is from the annotation of a GenBank genome assembly. Lineage: Eukaryota; Metazoa; Nematoda; Chromadorea; Rhabditida; Meloidogynidae.
UGUUUUUGGAAUGAGAAAAUAUUCAAAUUAUGGAAGAGAAAAACUUCGUCAUUUCAAUGAAAUGGAUCACGAAUUGGAUGCUCGUUUAAAUAAAAGUUAUGAAUUUGCAGCUCGUUAUACAGACCAAUUUAUUUCUCCAUUGACCCAAAUUAUUGCGAGAAAUAUUGCUUUUGUGGCUGCUUCUUUUUUUGUUGUUUUGUGUGCUUUAACUGCUAUUGAUGAAGAUACUUUAAAGAUUGAACAUGUAACAACAAUACUUUCAAUAACCGGUGGGGCUGUCCUUAUUUCUCGUAUUUUUAUUCCAAAAGAAAAUAUGGUUUUUUGUCAACAUCUUUUAAUGCAACAAAUUGUUGCAAAUAUUCAUUAUGCGCCUCGUUCUUGGCUAGCAAAUGCACAUUCUACUGAAAUUCAUAAAGAAUUUGUACAAAUUUUUCGAAUGAAGACAGAAUUGUUGAUAGAAGAAUUAUUGAGCCCUUUCCUUUCCCCUUUUAUUCUUUAUUUUUGGUAA